GGGAGAUGACUCUCAGCCUCCUCAAUCCGCCAACGGAAGCCCAGGGUCGGGGGAGGCAACCUUUAGUUAUCCCGCUCCUGAACGGCACCAACUCCCGGUCUCGCUUCCUGUCCCAGAGGGCAUGGACCGUGUCGUGUAGUGUGGGGCUUGUGUUCGAUCCCCGGUUCCGUUGAGGAGCGCCAACUCACGCCGCUCGGAGGGAACCAUAUCUGGUCAAAGUAUUCGGCGCUGCUGCUGUCACCCUGCCGGACCGUCCGGCUAUAAAUAGCGCCGGUGGAGGUUUUAUUCUUUCCCUCCCAGUGAAUGUGGGGUUUCUGCAGCCGCUGAGCCAACAUAUUGUCUUUCUCAUUUGAAGGAUUUUACUGAGGUGUGUUCCAUCAUGUCGGUGCUGAGGAAGGAGAUGGAGAAGUACAGAGACAUCGACGAGGACGAGCUGCUCAUGAAGCUCUCUGAAGAAGAGCUGCAGCGGUUAGAAAAUGAACUGGAGGAGUUGGACCCCGACAAUGCACUGUUGCCUGCUGGGAUGCGUCAGAAGGAUCAAACCAAGAAAUUACCCACAGGACAGUUUCAAAGAGGCAACCUGAUGGCUCAUCUGGAGAAACAAGCCAACGAACAUCAAGACAGAGAAGACCUGGUGCCUUUCACAGGAGAGAAGAGAGGGAAGGCCUGGGUGCCUAAAAAGAUUGUCGACCCCAUCAUGGAGAAUGUGACCCUGGAGCCCGAGCUUGAAGAAGCUCUUGCCAGCGCUACUGAUGCCGAACUUUGUGAUAUAGCAGCCAUCCUGGGCAUGCACACGCUGAUGAGUAACCAGCAGUACUAUGAAGCUCUGGCAAGCAGCAACAUUGUGAACAAGCAAGGCCUUAACAGCGUGAUCCAGUCCACUCAGUACAAACCAGUGCCUGAUGAGGAGCCCAAUUCAACUGACGUGGAGGACACUCUCAUGAGGGUAAAAAGGAAUGAUCCAGAGCUUGUGGAGGUCAACCUCAACAACAUCAAGAACAUUCCCAUCCCGACUUUAAAGGCGUACGCUGAGGCUCUGAUCCAGAACACGGUGGUGGAGAGGUUCAGUAUCGUUGGGACUCGAAGCAACGACCCAGUAGCAUUUGCACUGGCUGAGAUGCUCAAGGUUAACACAACACUAAAGAGCCUGAAUGUUGAGUCCAACUUCAUAACAGGGACUGGAAUCCUGGCUCUCAUUAAGUCGCUACAGUUCAACAGAACCCUACUAGAGCUCAAGAUUGACAAUCAGAGUCAGCCGUUAGGCAACAAGGUGGAGAUGGAGAUAGCCAGCAUGUUGGAGAAAAACACCACACUGUUGAGGUUCGGCUACCAUUUCACCCAGCAGGGCCCGCGCCUCAGAGGCUCCAACGCCAUGAUGAACAACAAUGACCUUGCCCGUGUUGUCAGGUCAGAGUCUGAUGGCUCCUUCACCCUCACUUUGUCCGUCCCUGAGCUGGAACGGGCCUUUGGGAAAAAGUUCAAGUCAAAGACUAAUGAGAAAGAGAAGGCUUGAAGGAGGACCCAUCCUCCCCAAGUGUCGGACAAAUGUGUAGAAACCGCCCCCGACCCUCCAUCACCCUCCUGGUUUGUUUUUUGCCUCCCACCUGCCAUUAAAAAAAACAAAACAAAAAAAAAACACUUCCCUACAGCCUCUACAGACGGCCUUGAACAUCAUCUCUUGGUUAUGCAAGUGCAAUUCAGGGUUCCAAGAAAAUACUUUUUGGACUUUUUAAGAAGGUGGAUAGUAAAGGAUGAAACCAGUGUGGUCCGCAGUAUCCACGCAUGCGAAAAGAGAUGAUUAGUUUUUCAAUCAAUCAAAGUUUAUUUAUAUAGCCCUUAAUCACAAGUGUCUCAAAGGGCUGCACAAGCCACUACGACAUCCUCGGCUCAGAUCCCACAUCAGGGCAAGAAAAAACUCAACCCAAUGGGUUUUUGAAUGUUUAUGUGCUGGGAUGGAAACUAACCGCACAGUGCUGCCAUCUAGCGUCCUUUACUAGCAACUGCAGUGCCUUGAUUCCUUGGACUGUGUGAUUGAUGAUGGCUUCACAUUUUGGAACAGUUACAUUUGGCAAUCUGUGUUUCUACUGUUGUGUUGAAUUAUCAUUAUUAGUCGUAUGAUUGUUUUGCUGUAAAUGACGUGUUCUGAUGUUGUUCUUCACAUCUUUCUGCAAGUUUUACACUGUUUGUCCCAUCCAUAGCCAAAACCAAAGUGUCAGACCGCAGGAUAUUUAGUUUAUGACAUCCAAGAAUAAUGCCGUUUCUUAACAAAUAUAUGACACUUAUUUGCCAUGUCACCAAAAAUGUGGAUGAUUUGGCAGAUAAUAGUCAACAUUGAG
Molecule: messenger RNA, 2336 nt
Organism: Nerophis lumbriciformis (worm pipefish)
Lineage: Eukaryota; Metazoa; Chordata; Actinopteri; Syngnathiformes; Syngnathidae
Gene: tmod1
Product: tropomodulin 1
Biological process (GO): actin filament organization; pointed-end actin filament capping; muscle contraction
Cellular component (GO): myofibril; striated muscle thin filament; cytoskeleton
Molecular function (GO): tropomyosin binding
Source: RefSeq, a predicted model, not a curated record